This is a messenger RNA of Caenorhabditis remanei, 1341 nucleotides long. RefSeq lists its product as uncharacterized. The transcript is spliced from 6 exons. The record is from RefSeq and is a predicted model, not a curated record. Lineage: Eukaryota; Metazoa; Nematoda; Chromadorea; Rhabditida; Rhabditidae. Gene Ontology annotation, biological process: embryo development. Bases 1 to 1341 code for a protein of 446 amino acids. Gene Ontology annotation, molecular function: protein binding.
AUGAAACUAUUGAAGUUUCCAUAUCUUGUCCAGCAGAAAAUAAUUGAUUUGAUCGAGUUUCAAAAUAUUCUAGUUCUAUCAUUCUGCUCAAAACGAACUAAAGUUUUAAUUCAAUCCCUACAAAGACAUCGAUGGAAAGAUUUGAAAUUUGUGAAAUAUUCUUUCGAUGAAAAAGACAAAAUCUGUGUUAUUGUGAGAUUAGAAAAUAUUGACGAGUGCAUUUUCUUAUCACCAACUACACUGAAAGAGACGAUAAUUACUUCGAUGGAUGUGUUUGGAAUGGGACCGGAGAUUCCUAUCUGUUUGCAUCCGAGAUAUUUCGGAAACCAAUAUCUCUACGACAGAAAGCAGAAGCAACUAGUUGCCCAAGGAAUUCAUGAUUUUCUCUAUGAAUUUUUCCGAUCGUCGAUUGAUUAUGAGGUUAAAUCUGAACAUAAACUGCCACCAAGUUUGAAAAACAUCAAUAGAACUUGCAUCAAAGUACCUAAAAACACAACUGCCGAAGAGUUGGAAACUUGUUUCACCGCUUCUCCGAACCAGGAAUACAUUGAAAUCGACGGACAUUUCAAUGGAAUUCUCAGUACGAACUCUGUGAUUUAUGGAGCAGAACACUUGAGAAUUUAUUUCAAAGGAGAUCAUGGAGACGAGAUAUUAUUUCGCUUUAAAGGUAACCGACUUCAAUUUCAUGCAACGAAAUUUCAUGAUUCUACCAUCUCUCAAUUUCUCAAAGAGUGGAAGUCAAAUCAAGGAUUUCAAAAUCUGAAAUCUCUAUCAAUAUGUUCUUAUGAGUGGAAAACCUACAACGGUGCAGAACUUUUGAAAGAUAUAGAUAUUAGACAGUUUGAUCGACCAGAAAAUAUUCUUCAAAUCACUUGGCGAAUGAGCAUCUCAUAUCCCUCUCUUAUGAUGUUCCUAUUUCCUCCUCCGAAGUCGUUUCCAUCAGAAUUAAGUUCUCGUGACUACUUGAUAAGAGACGGUGAUGGAGAAAAGGCAUCUGUAUUGAUAGAAAAUCAUAAUAAAGAGUUGGAUAAGUAUGAGAAAAGUGUGGAGGAACAUGUCAAGAAAGUCAGUCAGCAGUUGGAUGAGGAACUCGCGAAUAUUAACAAAAAAUACAAGGAAAAAGUAGAACUUAUGAAGAAAAUGGAAAUGGAAAACAGGAAAAUGGCCGAGGAAAACGAACGGAUGAGGCAGAAAAUGGAAGUUAAGAAGAAGAUCAUUGGAGCACACGCACGCAGAGUUGGCGGAGCAGUUGGAGAUGUCUGCAUACGCACUUUGACGGCUUCCAUUGGUGCCAAGAAGAUGUCGGCGAAGAAUUCAGCAGAAGCAGAGGCAGCGAGAUAG